GAAGCCUUCGUACGAGCCGUUCUCGUACCUGUACUGCGUUACGAAAUCAAAGAGUGCCGAUCACGGAGGCUGGGUACAGGCGAACUGUCUUCGGGCUACCGAGAAAGGCUACUUUGUGAGUGCGGUGCCGACUUCUCAGAAGUCCUGGAGGAAUUGGUAGGUGCCCUUUUCGGGAAACUGGGAGUCGCCAUCGGGAUAGCUUGUCCGCUUCCCCAUCCCCACGACCUUCCAAAUAGCCGGUAGGUUGACGUGCCGUUCUGUAAGUCUGCGGCCGUACUUCUCUUGUGACUAACCUUAUUUUGUUCUCAUGUAGGCAAACUGAAGCAGCCGAUCUCGACUCAGUCAGAGAUUCGGCAAAUCGACAGAGUGAGGUGCAAAAUCCCUGUCGUUGAGAGGGUGUAACCCUAGUUUCUCUUCACUGCAAACCUCAUCGAAGCCAAGCUCGUCGACCCUGCCGAAAUGACGGACGAGAGGAGAGCUGCCGAGGCGAAGAGGAUGAACAAGUACUCCAAGCGGCGCCUGAUGAUGGGCCUUCAAGGGAAGAGGACGAAACGGCAGGCGGAGGCAGUGCCUACGCCGUUGACGGGGGUUGAUUCGGAAGAUCAAACCAUUGCCGAUCGCCUGAGGCAACUCAACACCGAGACGGCGUCAGUUGGUACGGCAGCGGUAAGCUCUACGCCAACGCGGGGGCAGGCUACUGACGCCACCACCUCCAAGGCUGCCAGUAAAAGGCCAGUGACGGUGGAUCUGGAGGCGAAGCCGGCGCCCAAGUGGAGUCGGCAGGGGGAGGUACCGAGGGUCACUCUUGCCGCCGAAGAUGAUGACAACUCGGCAGAGCCAUUCACGAUUGCGUGUCCGUCGAAGUCAGUCCAGUUUGCGAACCAUAUGAUUCUUGGUUCGCAAAUGGAGCUCUCUGAGAUCGAGGAGCUGCCGAAGAAGCUCAUUCGGGAAGAGGAUGGGCGCGCCUUCCGUCUCCAGGCCUCGGCUUCAUACCGUUCACUGAUGUAUAUCUGGUUGUGCGUGAAGCGCGCCAUUACCGCUGCCGAGCGUGCUAAGAAGGCCUACGAGGAUGACCGAGCCAAGGUUGCCGAGGUAGGCCAGGUGCUCCAGGCCCACGCUAAUCUCGUCAAGGAUAUGCAGGCUGCCGAACGGGAAGUGGGCUCGGAUAUGGCAGACCUUAUGUACCGCUUCAAACGGUACAAUCCAGGGCAGAAGCUGAAUCUCAAUUUUAUUGCCGAUCCUCCCCUACUUCCAGAAGGCGUUAAUGAAGACAUGAUUGAGGAGUACGAGGGGGAGGACGCUCCAGAAGAGGUCCUUGCCGCCGAGGGCUCCGCUGCCGCCGAAGCUCCUGCUGAUGCCGAUGCUACUGAUGAUGCCUGA
Messenger RNA from Prunus mume (Japanese apricot), 1380 nucleotides. The record is from RefSeq and is a predicted model, not a curated record. Lineage: Eukaryota; Viridiplantae; Streptophyta; Magnoliopsida; Rosales; Rosaceae.